UCUCUCUCUCUCACACACACACACACAAUACGCAUUAUCAGAGUUUUAACUUUCCCACGGUGGAUACAUGGCGGUGGAAAAUGAGUUUCUUACUCAGUUCGUCGAGGAGACAACGUUUUACAACCGUAUCAUCCUGAGUCACCUUUUGCCAGCGAACCUGUGGGAGCCUUUGCCACAUUUCCUCCAAACAUGGCUCAGGAACUACCUGGCCGGAAACUUACUUUACUUUAUCUCCGGCUUCCUCUGGUGCUUCUAUAUCUAUUACCUUAAGCUCAACGUUUACUUCUCCAAAGAUUCAAUUCCUACAAAAAAGGCGAUGAUUAUGCAAAUACAUGUGGCAAUGAAGGCUAUGCCUUGGUACACACUUCUUCCAACUGUCUCCGAGUAUAUGAUCGAGCGUGGUUGGACCAAAUGUCACUCUACACUUGACCAUUUCAACUGGUUCCUCUCUUUGGUUUACAUCACACUCUAUCUUCUUUUGGUUGAGUUUAUGAUUUAUUGGGUUCAUAAAGAGCUUCAUGACAUUAAAUUUCUCUAUAAGCAUCUCCAUGCCACUCAUCAUAUGUACAACAAGCAAAACACACUCUCUCCAUUUGCUGGGCUCGCGUUCCAUCCUUUGGACGGGAUACUUCAGGCAGUACCGCACGUGAUAGCUCUGUUCAUAUUGCCAAUUCAUCUCAUAACGCAUCUGAGUCUUUUGUUUUUGGAAGGGAUAUGGACAGCGAGCAUCCAUGAUUGCAUUCAUGGUAACAUAUGGCCUAUAAUGGGUGCUGGAUAUCAUACCAUACACCAUACUACAUACAAGCAUAACUAUGGUCAUUAUACCAUUUGGAUGGAUUGGAUGUUUGGCACCCUCAAGGUUCCUUUAGCCGAAGAUGACAACGAGAAAGUAAAGUGAGAUUAAUGUUUCAAAAUUCACAUUCUUUUCCAUUGCAUGCAUGUGUUGUUCUUCUCGUGAGUCUUAAAAGCUUUGUAAUCACUUUGUUGGAAUA
This is a messenger RNA of Brassica oleracea var. oleracea, 992 nucleotides long. RefSeq names its product putative Delta(7)-sterol-C5(6)-desaturase 2. NCBI's taxonomy places the organism in Eukaryota, Viridiplantae, Streptophyta, Magnoliopsida, Brassicales, Brassicaceae. The record is from RefSeq and is a predicted model, not a curated record. Gene Ontology annotation, biological process: lipid biosynthetic process. Bases 68 to 898 code for a protein of 276 amino acids. The transcript has 3 exons. Gene Ontology annotation, molecular function: iron ion binding; oxidoreductase activity.